GUUUCUGUCGGACGAAUAAAGAUCUAAGUACUAUCAAGGAUGAGAGCUAUUUCGAUUGCGGUAUUGUUAUUAUCAAUUUGGCAGGUCCAGGCGCGGAUGGCCUUGAAGGACAUCAUAGAAAGAUACGAAUCAAGGUAUGGGUUAAUUUUUGAUGCGCCAAGGACCUUAUCGGAGCGGUAUGGGUAUGUAACGCAGUCUAAAAGCGAGACCGACGUGCCCACAAGGAUACUUCAGUUGGGGAUCGAUAUCAACGUGCAUAGUUGCUCCUCUGCGCCUUUAAAGGCAAAAGUCAAUUCGCCUUUAAGUGUCGCUAUGGUAUUGGGAGAGCUUUUAUUGGGUGCUAAUGGGAAAACCUCCAAGGAAUUGGUCGAUGCGUUUGGUAUCGAUGGAAAUGGCGAGUUCCACAACGAGUUCGGCAAAUUGGUCGAUGAAUUUAGCCGAACUUAUCAAUUGAGAGGCCUGCGCAGACGCCACAUCCAAGUUAGCCCCAACACUCAUAAAAUUUCCAUUGCAAAUGGCAUUUUCCUGCAAACCGGCAUCAAUUUACGACCGAACUAUCAAUCGACAGUUCGAAGGAUAUACAGAAGCGAAAUCUCCAAUUUAGAUUUCCGUCAAGCAUCUGGAAUGCAAGCUCGAGACUAUAUAAACAACUGGGUCGAGAGGAAAACCCAGGGGAAAAUCCAUCAGAUCAUUGGCGAGGAGAUCCCUGAAGACAAGAAAAUGAUAAUUGUUAAUGCUCUAUAUUUCCACUCGUUCUGGAAAACCCCAUUCAUCAAAGGAGCUACGACGAGAGGCAACUUUUAUCCGGACGGAAUUCAUUCCAAAUCGAUUUCAGAUAUUCCAAUGAUGAUUGUUACCGGGGUAUUUCCGUACUACGAAUCCACAGAUUAUGGAUGUCGCAUUAUCGGAUUACCCUAUAAGGGAAAUGAUGCAGUUAUGUACAUUAUUCUACCGAACGACUCCAGCAGGAAGAGUUUGCAAGCUUUUCAGACUGAAGUGAAUGCAGAUGUGAUUCAAGGUUGGAUUCAACGGACCGAGCUGAGGAGCGUGAUGGUCUCUUUGCCUAAGAUGCACUUCCAAAGCGCAGUGAACUUGAAGGAAGCAUUAAAAGCGAAGGGUGUGCAUUCUUUAUUCGAUUCAAAGGAAUGCGAUUUGUCCUCAAUGGUUGCGACAGACACAACUGGUUCAAUUCCCCAGGAUAAUAAGGAUGAUUACAUCUAUCUGAUAAACCCUCGUGUUGAUGCCAUUGAAAGCAAAAGGACUCGAUUUCCUCCUAAUCGAUUGAUGCAUAAUUUGAGGACGUUUGGUCGGAGCUCGGAACAAUUAAAGGACAAUGUGUUUGUGGAGAAUAUCCUGCAUAAAGUAGAUUUGAAUAUCAAUGAAGCUGGUGCGGAGGGUGCAGCAGUGACGGCAACUACUCUGAGCAGGGUGGAUGUCGAGGAAGAUUUAGAAGUGAACUCUCCAUUUCUGUUUCUGGUACAACACACAAAAACAAAGCUGGCUCUGUUCUAUGGGGCAGUUUUUGACCCAACGAGCUGACUCUGGGAUGAGAUUGAAUGCGUUAUUAAUUUAAGAUUUUUUCAAGUUGUGAUAUUAGAUUUAGGUAAAUAUAAACUUU
Molecule: messenger RNA, 1618 nt
Organism: Hermetia illucens (black soldier fly)
Lineage: Eukaryota; Metazoa; Arthropoda; Insecta; Diptera; Stratiomyidae
Product: serine protease inhibitor 28Dc-like
Exons: 4
Coding region: 40-1539 (499 amino acids)
Molecular function (GO): serine-type endopeptidase inhibitor activity
Source: RefSeq, a predicted model, not a curated record